Molecule: messenger RNA, 2126 nt
Organism: Fukomys damarensis (Damara mole-rat)
Lineage: Eukaryota; Metazoa; Chordata; Mammalia; Rodentia; Bathyergidae
Gene: Cfi
Product: complement factor I
Exons: 15
Coding region: 93-1976 (627 amino acids)
Biological process (GO): proteolysis
Cellular component (GO): membrane
Molecular function (GO): protein binding; serine-type endopeptidase activity
Source: RefSeq, a predicted model, not a curated record
AAAUAUUUUUUCAGAGGUUAAAAAUUAAAUUUCAGAAGACUUCCUAGGACAGACAGUCUGCUGUGGAGACACGGACCCUGAGCACAUCCAACAUGAAACUUGCUCCGGUUGUUCUGUUGCUUCUGUGCUUCUGCUUAAGUUCCUGUGAGGGUAAAUAUGGAAAACGUCAGAAAAACCAGGUGACAAAGAAAUAUGAGCUCCCUUCAGCACCAGCAACCCCUCAAGAGGACCUGGUGGAUGCCAAGUGCUUACUGAAGAAAUACACACAUCGGUCCUGCAGCAAAGUUUUCUGCCAGCCAUGGGAGAAGUGUGUGGAUGGGACCUGCAUUUGCAAACUCCCCUAUCAGUGCCCCAAGGAUGGCACCUCCGUGUGUUCGACCAAUGGGAAAAGCUUCCCAACUUACUGCCACCUAAAGAGUUUUGAAUGCCUUCAUCCAGAGGCAAAGUUUUUAAAUAAUGGAACAUGCACAGCUGAAGGAGAAUUUAGUGUUUCCUUCAGUGAUAAAAGUUCAGAUUCAAGGGGAAUUGUUACAGUAAAACUUGUGGGCCAAGAUAAGAAAAUGUUCAUCUGUAAAAACAACUGGGGCAUGGUGGAAGCCAACGUGGCCUGCUUUGACCUGGGAUUUCAACAAGGCGCCCUUGAUACUCAGGGAAGGUUUUAUUACUCUGAAGAUCUCCAGAUAAACUCCACAGAAUGCUUGCAGGUGCGCUGUCAUGGAUUCGAGACCUCUUUGGCCGAGUGCGCGUUCUCCAAGCAGAGCGCUCCAGGUUACCGGGGGCUGGCCGGCGUGCUGUGUUACGCUCCAGAUGCAGAUCUCCCAGCAAGGGAGUCCUUUCGCUGUGUCAAUGGGAAGCACGUUCCUCUCGCCAGAGCCUGCAACGGGGUCAACGACUGUGGGGACCAAAGUGACGAGCUGUGCUGUAAAGGGUGCCAGCGCGGAAGUCUCCUCUGCAAGUCAGGUGUUUGCAUUCCAAACCAGCACCAAUGCAACGGUGAGGUGGACUGCAUCACAGGAGAGGAUGAAGUCGGCUGCGAAGGGUCACAUGUGGGGCGCUCCGCCUCCUCCACCUUGUCCAGGGCCUCCCAGGACGGGCUCCUACGAAAAGGAGCUGGACACCCUGAGGUUCAAGAAGAAACAGAAAUUUUGGCUGCAGAUAUGGACACAGAAAGAAAACGGAUAAAAUCACUGUUACCUAGAAUAUCCUGUGGCGUCAAAAGACCCGUGCACACUCGAAGGAAGCGAAUCGUGGGCGGGAGGCCCGCACAAGCGGGAGACUUCCCGUGGCAGGUGGCAAUUAAGGAUGGAGAUAAAAUCAACUGCGGGGGAAUUUACAUUGGUGGCUGCUGGGUUCUGACCGCUGCACACUGCGUCAGACCUAGCAGAGCUCACCAUUACCAAGUAUGGACUUCACUCUUAGACUGGAUAAAACUUAACUCGAACAUAAUUGUUGAAAGAGUGGAAAGAGUUAUUAUCCACGAAGGCUACAAUGGAACUACCUACCAAAAUGACAUUGCUUUGAUUGAAAUAAAAAAACGUUCCAGCCAGAAAGAAUGUGUGUUCUCUAAUUCCAUCCCUGCCUGUGUCCCCUGGUCUCCAUAUCUAUUCCAGCCUAAGGACAGCUGCAUCAUUUCUGGCUGGGGUCGAGAAAAAGAUAACCAAAAAGUCUACUCGCUCAGGUGGGGUGAAGUUAACCUGAUAAGCAACUGCUCUCAGUUCUACCAGAAUCGCUACUAUGAGAAAGAGAUGGAAUGUGCAGGUACGGCUGAUGGUUCCAUUGAUGCCUGUAAAGGGGACUCUGGGGGCCCCCUCGUCUGCGUGGAUGCCAGCAAUGUGACUUACGUUUGGGGCAUUGUGAGCUGGGGUGAAAACUGUGGAAAGCCAGAGUUCCCAGGAGUUUACACCAAAGUGGCCAAUUAUUUUGACUGGAUUAGCUAUCAUGUGGGAAGGCCUCUUAUUUCUCAGCACAAUAUCUGAAAUUGUGAUCUUUCUAGCAGAAGUUUCAUUUUAGUGAAAAUGAAACAAAUUUUACUCCAUACAGAGUGUGUAUUAUUAAAGUUCUCAUCAAAAGGUUUGCUAUACUGGAAUUUUGCUGUGUAAUUUGCAAGUAAAUAUUUUGGUCAAGCA